Messenger RNA from Salvelinus sp. IW2-2015, 644 nucleotides. Its product is annotated as neurotensin/neuromedin N-like. Lineage: Eukaryota; Metazoa; Chordata; Actinopteri; Salmoniformes; Salmonidae. The record is from RefSeq and is a predicted model, not a curated record. Gene Ontology annotation, cellular component: extracellular region. Gene Ontology annotation, molecular function: neuropeptide hormone activity.
AUGAAACAGGGCGCCCCCUACUGGCGUGUGUCCCUGGUGAAUGUGUGCAGGAUGGUGAACAGCCUGAUGAACAGCCUGUCGUGGAGAGAACAGGAGGAGUAUAACUCUGAGGAGGAGCUGUGGGAGAGACUGGCCUCCCUUCCUGAGCCCCUGGACAAGCUUCUAGACCUACAGCAGAUCUGCAGAGUGCUGCAGCCCCGAGAGGUGCUUGACGACUCACGAGAGAACUUAGACGCCGAUCAAAACAGUGACAACCCGCUCAAAAGGAAAUCACCGUAUAUUUUUAAGAGGCAGGUGAAAAACACCAAAGCUCGGAGGCCGUACAUAUUGAAGCGGAGUACAUUGUACUGAACCAACCCCAGGAAGAGAAAGAAAGACACUAUACGUUCUGUGGAUAUGUGACCAUAUGUGCUCUCUGUUGUCGCAUUAUUAUUGAUGUUUCCUCGGUGUCCUGCCAAUACAGAUGAUAUCUCAAUCCUGUGUCCAUCACUAUAGGUCUCUACUAACAUACUAGGCCUACUCCUACUCCAUAAAGCGAGGACUAAUGUAAAUAAAAGCAAACAAAAGCAGCAAGCAAAUGUGUAUCUUUUGAGAGGCUUUAUAUUUCUUAUUUUUGUUCACUGCACAAAACAAUUUAUUUUAUU